UAGAAACACGAUUAAAUUUGAAGUUAGGAAAAAGGAAGAAUGAGUAACGUUCCAAAAGAAGCCAUUGAAGUGAUAGCGCAGAGUAUUGGCAUUACGAAUUUAUCCCCAGAUGUUGCCAUUGCUUUGGCUCCUGAUGUUGAAUAUCGUGUUCGAGAAAUCAUGCAGGAGGCAAUUAAAUGCAUGCGCCACUCACGGCGGACGGUUUUGGCAGCUGAUGACGUUGAAAGUGCUCUUAAUCUGCGAAAUGUGGAGCCGAUAUAUGGCUUUACUUCCCGUGAUGCACUACGAUUCAAAAGAGCUGCUGGGCAUAAGGAUUUGUUCUAUAUUGAUGACAAGGAUGUGGAGUUUAAAGAAGUUAUUGAAUCGUCUUUGGCAAAAGCACCAAUUGAUACAUCUGUCACAUCUCACUGGCUUGCAAUUGAAGGCAUUCAACCGGAAAUUCCGGAGAAUGCUUCAGUUGAAGCACCUUCUGAUGGCAAAAAGGCUGAAUACAAAGAGGAUGGAACUUCUGCUGAUGUUAAAUUACCUGUUAAGCAUGUAUUAUCGAGAGAACUUCAACUUUACUUUGACAAGAUCAUGGAGAUUACCAUGAAUAGAUCUCUCUCAAUUCUCUUUAAACAAGCAAUACUAAACUUGUCAACUGACUCGGGACUACAUCCCUUAGUUCCCUAUUUUACAUAUUUCAUUGCUGAUGAGGUUGCACGGAAUUCAAAUAAUUUCCUUAUUUUGUCUGCUUUGAUGCGUGUCACCCGGAGCCUUCACCAGAACGAUCACAUACAUAUAGAACCUUACUUACACCAAUUGAUGCCAUCUAUUAUUACCUGCCUCAUUGCAAAAAGAUUAGGGAAUAAAUUCACUGACAAUCACUGGGAACUUAGAAACUUUGCAGCAAAGCUAGUGGCAUCAAUAUGCAAAAGAUUUGGGCAUGUUUAUCACAAUCUUCAGCCACGUGUGACAAGGACUCUGCUCCAUGUUUUUUUGGACCCAACCAAAACAUUUCCCCAGCAUUAUGGUGCAAUUCAAGGGUUAGCAGCCCUUGGACCCAGUGUGGUUCGUCUACUUAUACUGCCAAAUCUUGAAGCAUAUUUGCAGCUUCUUGAACCUGAAAUGGCACUGGAAAAGCAGAAGAAUGAAAUAAAAAGACACGAAGCUCAUUGUGUUUAUGGGGCUCUGCUGCGUGCAGCUGGGCUGUGCAUGUAUGAUCGGCUUAAAAUGUUCCCCGGUCUGCUAGCCUCUCCAACUCGUCCUGCCUGGAAAAACAGCGUGAAAGUCACAAGGACAAAUAAACGAAAGGCAAGCACGGACAACUUGAUGCAGCAACCACCGGUCAAGAAAAUAGCAACCGAGAGUGCAGUGGGAAUGAUGCCUAUAAAUUCCAUGCAAGCUGAUUUACAAGGGGCAGCUUGCAGCUUUUCUAACUCCGUAGGAGGUUCGAAUAUUGGCGCUUCAUCAAUGUCUCGGCCAUUAUCAAAUGAUAACAUGCUAGGAAGGGAGGCUGGCAGUCGAGUUUCAAAGACAUCAACUGUUCUAGCUCAGGCUUGGAAGGAAGAUACAGAUGCAGGGAACUUGUUGGCAUCAUUAUUUGAACUUUUUGGUGAAAGUAUGUUAUCAUUUACCCCGAAACCUGAGCUUUCAAUCUUCCUUUGAUUAAAUUUUACCUUUUCGACGGUAAUUUGUGUAAAUCAUCUCCAUAGUUUCAGGCUCAUUAUGUUUACUUAUAAACCUUUUUCUUUUCUUUUCAUAUAUGAUAUAUGUAUUAUGUAGUUAUCA
Molecule: messenger RNA, 1770 nt
Organism: Hibiscus syriacus
Lineage: Eukaryota; Viridiplantae; Streptophyta; Magnoliopsida; Malvales; Malvaceae
Product: transcription initiation factor TFIID subunit 6-like
Exons: 12
Coding region: 40-1647 (535 amino acids)
Biological process (GO): RNA polymerase II preinitiation complex assembly; transcription initiation at RNA polymerase II promoter
Cellular component (GO): transcription factor TFIID complex; SAGA complex; SLIK (SAGA-like) complex
Molecular function (GO): RNA polymerase II general transcription initiation factor activity; protein heterodimerization activity; transcription coactivator activity
Source: RefSeq, a predicted model, not a curated record